This is a messenger RNA of Abrus precatorius (Indian licorice), 2183 nucleotides long. Its product is annotated as elongator complex protein 5. Gene Ontology annotation, molecular function: tRNA binding. The record is from RefSeq and is a predicted model, not a curated record. The transcript has 9 exons. Bases 612 to 1763 code for a protein of 383 amino acids. Gene Ontology annotation, biological process: tRNA wobble uridine modification. Gene Ontology annotation, cellular component: nucleus; cytosol; elongator holoenzyme complex. Lineage: Eukaryota; Viridiplantae; Streptophyta; Magnoliopsida; Fabales; Fabaceae.
AGUUUGUAAAAUCAAUUUCAGAAACUGGUGACUGAAAUAUAAAUUUGUUUGAAGGGGUUGCGCCGCCGUCCCACCUUCGACGUUGAGCCUUCUGAGGCCGUAACCCUCUGCCAACAGGUACUCUUCCCUUUGCUCUCAAGUACUACUCAACUUAGCAUCUGUUGCACAAGCACCAGAGCCUCCCUCUCUUACGCAUUCUCUAUCUCCCUCUGCUUUAGCUUACUUCUAUUUGGAUUCAUUAAAUUUGAAUACCUUUCGUUAUAUGUUAUGAAAUUAUAGUUCGUGAAUACUGUUAAAAAGUUUUGUCAACUUUAAUUUUGUUUAUGAACGUCAAAUGCAAGGGAAGAGCUAUUCAUCCUAAUAAGAGUGUUUCAAUUAGAUUGUUGCUGUUCUUUUGCCCUAAUUUAUAUUAUUUGUUUUGCUAAGUUUAAUUCUAGUGCAACUUCAAUUAAAUUGUUCACUAUUUCUCCCUUCGCCAAGUUGUUGCCCGACAAACACAAAUGAUUGGACUCAUUGGUCUGAGUUUGGAUUAUGCUACACGUCUUGUGCUUAUUAGUAGUUGAAUUUCCAUUAUUUGCCAAAUGGACCAUUAGUUUGUGCGUGCUAUCUUUAUGUGUAACAGUUGUUCCCUACGCGCAACAAAGAUGGCAGAUUCAAUUUGUAGAUCACUGAGGGAUGGAGCAUUAGAGGGAGAGCUAGCGCCUACACUCACAAUCAAGGAUUCGCUCGCUUCACCUUUUGGCUUCCAUGUAUUUUCUCACAUUCUACUUCAACUCUCAUCACACGUCAUGGCACAAAAAUCUCAGUCACUUGGUAUAGUAAUUGUUGCACUUUCUCGAAGUCCAUCAUCUUAUUCUGCUUUGUUAAAGAUGAAGGGAGUAGAUGUUGCUGCUUCUAACAAAUGGAUUCACAUUUUGGAUUGUUAUACAGAUCCUCUUGGUUGGAAGGAUAAGAAUAGGAAAUCUAGAAACGUUACAGAUCCUUCUCACCAAAUUUCACUUGCUACUAGUUCUUAUAAAACCGUGAAGGAUAUGGAAAAGUUGUUUUCGGUAAUUACUGAACUGGGCAGAGGAUUGGUUGGAGAAAAUAAAGCCCGUUUCUGUGUUGCCAUAGACUCUCUAAGUGAGUUGUUGAGGCAUGCAUCUUUGCAGUCAGUUGCAGGCCUUCUUAGCAAUUUGCGUAGCCAUGAUCAAAUUUCAAGUAUUUUUGGAUUAUUGCAUUCUGACCUUCAUGAGGAAAGGGCUGCAGCUGUUCUUGAGUACAUGUCCUCCAUGGUGGCCAGUGUAGACCCGUAUCAUCAUUCUGCAGAUGGUCAGAGAGGAUAUUUAGAAUACUCCGCAUCUGAGCAAAACUUUACUAAAGGAAAAUUUAAUGUCAGGUUCAAACGCAGAAAUGGGCGAGUUAGACUAACGUAUGAAGAAUUUAAAGUUGAACCUGGAGGAAUCAGCUUUUCGUCUGUUUCAUCAGUAGACGGAACAGCCAUUGCAGGCCUACUGCCAAAGGUACAAUUCAAUCUCCAGCUAUCAGAGAAGGAGCAAAUUGAUAGGGCAAAGGUUGUGCUUCCUUUUGAACACCAGGGAAAUGGUAGACCGAUACAAAUUUAUGACGGUAGAAGAUCCCUUGAAGAGAGCAGCAGUGAGGCAACACCCAUUUCAAGCGGUAAAAAGGAGGAUUCUGCCAUGGGUGAGAUUAUAUAUUUUCGUGAUUCGGAUGAUGAGAUGCCAGAUUCUGAUGAGGACCCGGAUGAUGAUUUAGAUAUAUGAAUAUACUCAUAUGUUUGAUAACUUUGGUGACAUGAAGGAUAGUUUAGGUUUAUAACUAAACAAAAUUAUAAGAAAAAAAAAAGGCCGAUACUGUUUAAUUGCUCUCAAAAGUGAAAUGCAGUGGGAUCGCGUUCCAACGUUUUGUACAGCCUACUGAGGAACCUAAUAUGGAUGAUUAUGCGAACGUUUCUGACCACUGCUCAGUCUCUACAAUCCUUAUUGUUGCUUCAACUGGCAAUAGAACUGUUGACAUGAACGGAAAACAAUACCUCACGUGUGGAAAGCCCUCCUCUAUGUACCCCAUAGCAAUUUGAAUCAUUCAAUGCAUGCUUUGCUGAAUUUCAGACCCUGCAUGUUAAGGAUUGAUGUAAACUACAUCCCAAUUACUUUUAUUGGGGAUUUGAAAUCCAAACAUCUUUG